Messenger RNA from Hypomesus transpacificus, 4888 nucleotides. RefSeq names its product Fanconi anemia group A protein-like. The record is from RefSeq and is a predicted model, not a curated record. Gene Ontology annotation, biological process: interstrand cross-link repair. NCBI's taxonomy places the organism in Eukaryota, Metazoa, Chordata, Actinopteri, Osmeriformes, Osmeridae. The transcript is spliced from 41 exons. Gene Ontology annotation, cellular component: Fanconi anaemia nuclear complex. The coding region runs from base 147 to 4466 and encodes 1439 amino acids.
CGCGUGAAAGCUGCACGCAAGUUUACAUUUGGCUCUACUACUACUAGCUAGAUUUUAUUUGUUUAAACGUUCCCUAGCGAAAACAUUUUACCAACCCAUUUUAAGCUUGUUAUUAAUAACAUGCCCGUAUCAUACUUAACAGUAUCAUGUCGUUAACUGCUUCAAGUCAAUGUUUUACGCAGAAAAGGACACUUUCGUCCCUCCUUUCUGGCCGUGUUGCUAAGAAGCAACGAAAGGAGGACGCGCAACAGCUUCAAAAGGCAGCAGUCCAGCUGCUGAACCAACACCAGAAUCUCCCAAACCUGCUCCUGGAGGUGGGGAACCCUAAGCCAUGCAAUGUGAUGGACCAGGAGACGACGGGAAGGAAGGAGUCUGUCAGUGACAGUCCCACACCCCACAUUGGAGGUUCAUUGCUGGUCGGUGAGCUGCGUCAUCAGGCUGCGGAGCUGGGCGUACCAGUCAGUGUCCUGUCAGCGAGGAUGGUGCUGGAUAGAGUACAGCAACUGACCAGCAGCACCCUAGAGGGGGUGAAAAAGCAUGCUCUGCUCAACACCACUCAGCGGCGGCAACUGCGUGCGCUGCUCCACUCCACCCAGCAGCUGCUCUCUCUCGGAGCCUUCUGCUCCCGGCUCUUCUGGCAGGAGUACUGGAGAGACCAGAAGCAGGUCCACUUAGAGGUGGUGUACCAUCUCCACGUUCUCAACAUCCUUACUAUGGAGUCCAUCCUAGAGAGCGACGGAGCAGUGUGUUCCUGGCUGGGGGCAGAGCUCAGGGCUGUGUGUGGAGGGACAGGCUCUGAGGAGGAAGAGGAGGAAGACCGGGAAGUCCGCCACAAGGUUCUCACCCUGGUGGUGAUGGUUCUGGUGAAGGCGGGGUUCCCAGAGACCCAGGACCCAGCAGGGCAAGACAGGAGCCUCCCCCAGCUCUGUAGCUCUCUCCUGGACCAACAGCUCGGCUGGGUGCUGGAUGCGUCAGGACGACAGCAACAGGACACAGCAGCUGAGCUCUGGGUUCAGCUGUUCGAUGCAACCUUGUGCGGAGAGUCGGUGUCACCCGAUGCACUUCGCUGUUUCUUCACACACGCGCUCACACACACGCUCACCUACAGGCCCCGCCUCACAGUGUCAGACGCCGUGUCCAUGCAGAGUGGCUGGAGCUUCUCUCGCAGCAGCCACUUACUCACCGCGCUCUUCCGGAAGCUGGCGGUGAUCUUCCGAGUGGAUGAGCUGCUCUCCCACCUCCAGCAGGUGCUAGAGACCCAGGAAGUCAACUGGCAGCAUGUGCUCUGCUUCCUGUCCACUCUGCUGGUCUUUAACCCAGACACCCAGUCCAGCCUCCAAGAGUUGCUGUCCAAACUGUUAAAGUCAGCGUUUGAGGGCUACAACCUGGAGAGCAUGAUCACUGCCUUCCUGCUGGCCCGCCAGGGGGCGCUAGAGGGCCCGGCCCUCUUCCCUUCAUACAGCCACUGGUUCAAGAUGUCGUUUGGGGGGGCGAACAGUUGCCACAGCAACAGUAAAAAGUCCUUGGUGUUCCUGCUCAAGUUCUUGUCGGACCUGGUGCCCUUUGACCCUCCACAGUACCUGAAGGUGCACCUCCUCCACCCGCCCUACGUAGCCGUAAAGCAUCGCAGCCUGCUCAAGGAGUACGUCUCUCUGGCCAAGACCAGACUGGCCGACCUGAAGGUCUCGCUGGAAGACAUGGGUCUUUAUGAAGAUGUCUCAGGGGCAGCAGCACCAGUUCAGCCCCAGUGCCAGGCUGGCCAGGACGUGGAGAAGGCGGUGUCUCUGUACGAGAGCACCGGAAGGAUCUCUGCCACGGUCAUGGAAGCAAGUAUCUUCCGGAGGCCCUACUUCCUGACUCGAUUCCUCCCAGCCCUCAUGACCCCCCGCCUGCUGCCUGUGAAAGCCGACGCCCAGAUGAGGUUCCUAGAAGCACUGAGGAAAGCAGAGAAGAUUCCACCCGCUCAGUACUCCUCCUAUGUCCAGUCGUGUCAGCGAGAGAGACAGAGGCAGCGAGAUGGAGGAGUGUGCGUGCAGGAGGACGACGACCCCGUGGAGGUGUUGAAGUCUCAGCUGCAGGAGUUCAGAGGCUUGGUGACGCAGGGGGACCGUGGAGAGGUGUCCUCCCAGCUGGCCAGGAUGUCACACACCCUGGGUGUUGUCUUCCCGGGCCCUACGGACACCCUGAUUGGCCAGACCGUCGUCAAGCUCUACACAGACACGCCCCCGCCUCCGGAACUACACGUCAAAGUAGUCAACCUGCUUCUGAGGAGCUUCUGUCAGUGUCUUCUGGAUGCCAGCAGACUCCACCCUCCGAACAGGCAGAGCCCGUGGGCGUCCCAGUUCGUGAGCACCCUGCUGGGACACAGCCAGCUGCUCUCCGCCCUGCUCCACCGCCUCUGGGACCUGCUGGCCAACCAGGGUCCCUCGUUGAGUGCAGCUCAUGUUCUCGGCCUGGGGGCCUUUGUUUGGCACCUCCAUGCCAGCCAGUCCCACUGCCCCCUGGUCCAGCUGUGUCCGGCCGUGCAGCCCGGCCCAGUGCCGGUCUCGGAGGCGCUCGCCCCCGCCCUGUCCUGCGCCACGCACGCCGACAUGCUCUUCUGCGUCCGCUUCGGUGUGGCAGCCGUGAGCUACGGCCUCUGCAGAGGAGACUCGCAGCCUGACCCCGGGCAGUCCCCUCCAGCUUGGCUGUGUAGGAAGCUGCUGUAUCUGGUCCCCAGACUCCUGCCCGAGGUGCGGGACGAUCUCCCCGCCAGGGGGGAGGAGGCGGGGGGGACUGGGACGGGCGUGAAGGGGCUGUGGCCCGAGGGACGGGAGCAGGACCAGUGGAGCUGUCUGACUGACGACAGUGCCCCCUGGAGGACAUCCGUCCGGGCUCUGUGGAGCCACGCUGCAUUCCGCCUCGUACUACAACUCCCUCAAUGCCAGGUGUCUUUCUCAGAGUGGCUGGCCACUGAGCUCAGAGUGAAGAGGAGUGAGGAUGCUCUGUCUGAUCCAGAGAGGCAGGAGUACCAUCAGUGGGCCUGUAUGCAGCGGUACCUGCCCUGCCCUGUGGAGCAGGGGGGCUGUGGAGGAAACCAGAGGAGGCUCUGCUCGGACAUCCUCCACGCCAUCCUGGACCUGCACACCUGCUCCCCCCAGAGCCGCGCUCAGGGGGCCCCCGCUACAGGAACCUGCCUCCCUGACCUGCUCUGCACACUGCAGGAGGUUGUGUAUGAGAUGGAGCUGACCGGUCAGUCUCAGGGUGCCCGAGUUCAGGCGGGUCACUUCCUCUUGGAUGUGCUGUCUCAGAAAUGCCCUUUGACCCCUGCGCCCCAGCCAAUCAGCAGUCAGCUGAGCCUGCAGCAGACUGUACAUGCCUGGAACAGGGUUUUGCUGUCCCUUCCCGCGGUGAUGUUGGUCACAGUGAGGACUGAAGCAGGAAGGACAACUCUGGACUGUCAGGCUCUGAUAGACCAUGUCAACCUGUACCAGAGGCAGGUGUGUUCCCCAGCUGGUUCACUGCCCCACCACCUGACAGCACACCUCUUAAAGGGUGUGCUGAGUGCCAGCAUGAGGUGUGAGCAUCCUUCCAGAGAGCUGAACCAGGCCUGGUCUCAGAUCAGCCUCCUCUGCCCCCUGUUCCUGGUCUCUGCUGUGCGAUGGUGGGGCCGUCUCCGCGUGGUGCUGGAGUGUGUGUGGCGGGGACUGUCAGACGGAGAUCAUCUACCAGAGCAGCUCCAGCUGCUGCAGACCUGCUGCCUCUGGGCCCCCAGGUUAGAGAAGGGUGUGGCCACCGUGCCAACUGGCCCGCCCCUGUUGCUGGCGGCCACUCUGCACUCUGCAUGGACAGGGCGGGGCCAGAGCAUCCAGACGAGUGUUGAUUGGCUGUGUGAAGUGAAGGAGAGGCAGGUCCUGGUGUACCUGCUGUACCUGUGUGUGACAGACCUCCUCACCACCCUUCUCCACCCCCAGGAAGUGAAGGGUCACCAGAAAGGAGCUGAGCUGUGUCCUCACAUCCUGUCCCUGCUUGUCCCCUCCUCUGAUUGGCUGCUGCUCUUUAAGUCUCCUGGCCCAGACCAAGGCCUGUACCAGUCUGUAGCCAUGGUUACCUCAGAUGAACACACCAGGCUGAUGCCACUGGCCUUUUACAGUCUGGUUCUCCAGCUGAGUCCAGAGGACCAGGACAGAACAGGGAGAACUCCAGGGUUCCUCCAGUCUGCCGUCCUCUGCUACGUCUCCCUGCUCAACCUCUUCCUGGACGGAAGCACGCCACAGCCAAUCGCUGACCUCUCCACUGAUCAGAUGGACCUGUCCCAGAUUCUGGGUUCAGCUCAGCGCUUCCUGCUGAGAGCCCUCUCUGUGAGCUCCGCCCCCUUCCUGUCCAGCAGCCAACUCACCCAGCUGGAGGCCCUGUGCUCUGAGCUGGACCCAGCUGUAGCAGGAGCUCUGUCUGCCCACCUCUGCCAGGACAUGGACUUCCUGUAGACUUCCUCUACUUCCUGUUGGACGGCCGGGCAAACUCGAAGUCGAUACACACAGACGACAUGGAAGUUGGGGUACCAGGAGAUGAUUAUAUUUUCUUAUAAAGAAUGUACAGAUAACAAAACGUCCUGCGAUGUCGCAGUCAAAGGUUAUGCGGUUGACAGUUGUUGCGUUUCCUUCUUUGCGUGUGUUCAUGUGUGUCUGUGGGAUGUGUCAUGGCACUGGGAAUACAGACGCUGUUCAGCAUUGGGACUAUUUCUUCACUCACACACGCAUAGUAGGCCACUUUAAAUGCACAGGUGCAUAUGUAUAUCCAAGAAGACUUCAAAAAAAAUGUCCCUGUCAAACACCUUUAGCCCUUCUGAUGGUAUAUAAUGUAAAGUUGAAAUGAAUGACUUACAAUGCACUACAAUAACUUAAUAAAA